AGACGUUGCACGGGAACAAGAAAGCUACACAAGUUCCUUCCUCUCCUCGGUUUGUCGCUUCCGGCGCAGAGCUGACGGGUGGAUCUUCAUGCUUGUCCGAAGAUGUCAUCGCCUGGCUUUUCGCGCAACUCGGCGGCGGGAGGCCUGCCGAGGAGAAGCUACUGCUGCAGCACUGCUUGUUCAAACACCCAGUAUCAUUUUCGGCGUCAACUGCCAGCACGGCGUCUUCCACCAGAGCUACAGCCGGCAAUAAAACCGGCGCCGCCGCCGCGGCACAAGAACAGCAGCAACACCAGACCCGAGUCGCUGUGCGACAGCGCGUUUACGAGAAUCUGCGAUCGGACCUUUUACUUUAUGAGGAGGAAGAGGAGGGGGAGACAGAAACGCGACUUGUGAGAUAUAAUCUGCUCAGGUGUUACAAUCUCAAACGUUACAAUAGAAUAUGGAAAUCUGUGAUGCAAGAGUGCAUGAGCUAGCCAACUCUCAUAGGAUUGCGCAUGACAAGUUCCGGAGCUCCAAACCCCACUACAAUCUGGGAAAAUUUGUAUUGCAAAAGGUGGAACGCUGUGCGAGUCUGUCAUGCCCAUCAUGCAACACAAAUUCCAGAUUCUAUUGUAACGUUUGAGAUUGUAACGCUUGAGCAGGUCAUAUGAGAAAGCUGCUCAAAGACAGCUACAGCGAUGUACCUGCCACGCCGAAGAUUGCUGCCUUGAGAAGCAGCAGUAGUAAUCGCGGUGGUGCGAUGAAAACUUUGGUCUCAGGAAUAAGCGAGGAUGAAAUCAAUCUGACAUCUACUUCUUUUUCGUACGACGACAUCCUGCACACCACCAUCGUUCGCUACCAGCUCUCGGAGCAGCUUGACGACUCGCAGCUUGUGGCUAUGGAGCAGGGCUACUGGGAAGUUCUGGAGAGGCGAACCAGGAAACAGGAGCUGUUCGGCAGUGCUGGGGCAGCAGCAAGAAAUCGUGAGCCGUCAUAUGCGGGUAAUCCUGCUUUUCUUCGCGAGCAUAGUUCAUCAUCAUCGCCCCUGCUUGUUGACCAGCAACAAGCACAAGGUCUAGUCGUGUCUGCACUAGCCGCGGUGCUGAUCGGCAGCCCGACGAGGAGCCCAGCACACGGUGGCUCAGCGAAGCGUGAAGCUGCGGAAUCGCUAGCACAGCUCGGCGGUAUUUUGAAAUCGGCCGCUUCGGUUCGCGUCCUAUGAUUAAGGAAAAAACUGUCUCUGUCUCAGGAGGGACAGCGCUGCAGAUUCGCUCAGCAUGACACGAUGCGCAGUUUUUUAACAGGAACAAGAGUAGAAAUAAACGCGUAUACGGACAAGGUGUUUCUCUAUCUCUUGCCUGUCAUGCAUGCCAGAAGCUUCUAUCAACGAGUUGUUUGCGCAUUAGAUUAUAACAGUUGAGCAUGAGACAGUUUUUUGGCGCGAUAGUUCUCUUGUGUUGUGCAAUACUUACUUGCCGCGGACGAAAUCUUAGAGCACGAAGAGGAGUUGCUGGCCUGCCUGGCAGAAUUCAUUUCCGAAGAUCGAAAAAACAAAAACUGCAAGAAAAGCCGGAUUCCCACCACUACUUCAGAAGUGGUAGAUCUGGAAACAGCGUUGACGGCGUUUUGCCGACGAGUCGUAAUUUCCAACUCGUCGUCAACAUCCGCCGAACAGGACCAAGAUCGGAUCGCGACAUCAUCAUCCUCAAUCUUCGGCUGCUGCGGCAAUUUGUCUGGAUGGGCACAAAAUCUGUUCUUCCGAAACGGUCUACCCAUCGAAACCAGCGUUUACAUGCUCGACCAGAUUGCCGUCGCGUGGAAACUGAUUUUCAGGACGAGAACGAAUCAAAACUACCUUCUCGCGUCUUUUCUCGAAGCUUAUUUAGCAGCGCUGUUGCUGUUCGUGUUGCGGAAAGUGAUCGCAGUCAGAUCGUCUUCAAGAUCGACUGCUCACGAUGCUGCACCCUUUCUCUCCGCAACUCCUAAUGGGCUGUCUGCUAGUACAACAACUCCUUUAGCUUCGGAGGUGUGGGACUUUUUUCUCUCCUCCGCCACUUCAUCAGCUGGGUCAAUCGGCAACAAAAAGGCGCGGCACCACAAGACACAACUCGGGUUCUCUACCUGCACGGCCGCGAAUUUUUUGCAAUUGCUGAAGGACCUGCACGCCGAUGAGUUUUUGCGGAAAGAGGUAAGGUACACUGUUUCAUCCGAUGAGGAUGACACGAAUUCUGGACAACUUGACGACCCCACAACUAGCUCCGAGGAGCGUCUUCACGAUUUUCUCGAGACUUAUCGUAUCCAGACCUCCGCCCGCCCGGUGCUGCGGCGGACACUGUCCGGAGAAUUGCGGGGCCUUCUCCCCUUCGAGAGGCUCAGCGCUGCUGCCCAGCAAGAAGCGGUACAGGCACUGCAGGUGGUUGAGCAAUCGAGGGUUGUGAUGUCCACGCAGAAGAAAAAAAGCUUGCUUCGCUUCAACGAAGACGUGCUCUUCCGGCCGUUUCUCAGCCUGCCGCGUUUCCCAGAAGACACAGUCCAAGAGGUCGCGUUUUUUCUCAUGUCGUGUCGGAAUAAUUUGACGCCCAGUGGGGAAACCAUCGAGAGCAGGAGGGAAGCCCAAACUUUGGAGGCAUACUGUGACAAGGUGAAAGCGAAUCGCCUUCUUUCAGGUAGCCAAUACACCUCCGAAUCAGACCAGAAGAGGUUGUCACCACGAACGGCGUCAAAAAGCACCUUUCCAGCGCUAAUCGACGACACGUUAGCAGGUCCACCGAAAGUUUUCACUGGUACAGUAGGCAUUGCACGCUAUGAAUUCGCCGUCUCCUCGCUGUAUUGCGGCUCUGAGUCAGAGUCAACACCUCCCAGAACCGACGACUGGCCUCCUGGAGGUGCUAGUAAUAGUGCCGCAGCUCCAGCUCCACAGCUGCUGCGAGGUCUGUGGAGAAAUAUUUUGCGUUUACAGUACGAGAAUCCAGACCUGGAACACCACAUUUUCGCGGACUGCGUUUUGCAGCUACGACGUAAUUCUGCUCAUGCAUAAAUAAUUCACACAGAAAUCGAAAUGUCUUAUAAAUAUUAAGUUGUACUAUUAACACCUUCACCUUGCACUUCGAUGGCAUCAACUUGCACUUGGACAACUUCAUGUAGGCAUCUAUCAUGUCGAGCGAAGCAAGAACGGAAAGCAAAAAGCACGAAGUGCAGAAAGAGCAAGCA
This is a messenger RNA of Amoebophrya sp. A120, 3192 nucleotides long. The record is from the annotation of a GenBank genome assembly. Lineage: Eukaryota; Dinophyceae; Syndiniales; Amoebophryaceae.